UCAUUUUUCAUUGCACAUGGUAGUUUGCACUCUUGAACGAGGAGAAUGAACAGGAUCUGUGUGCACAUCUCAUGAUCUCUGUGAUAGAGAUCAACUCCAGGAGAAGGAAUGGACGAUCAGAAAUCAAACUGCGAAGAAAAUGAUUCUGAGACGGCAGCUGAUGACAGCACUCCUCCAAAUGCGACUGUCCUGUCCGAGGGAGAGCAGAACGCCCCUCCCGCUGCAGAAGACAUCUCAGGCACCGCUGUGGACACCCCAAGUGCCCCCACAGUGGAAAGCAUGAAGGCCUGUGCGCUCUGUAACUGUGUGGAGCGCAGCUUGCAUGGGCAGCGGGAACUCCGCUGUUUCGGGCCCUUCUCAGACCUGCUCAAUCUGGAGCUGUCUGCCACCUCAGUACCAGAAGCUGGAAAUGAUGACUUGUCUUCCAUAGGGUUCUCUGAAUCCACCUGUGUAGCAGCACUCUUGGAUAACACAGGGAGCUGCUGGGUUCACCAUUGGUGUGCAGUGUGGUCAGAGGGGGUAGAACGGGCUGAGGAUGAGCAGCUGAAAAAUGUGGACAAAGCGGUCAUCUCAGGGAUACAGCGGCCCUGUGACUAUUGUAAAAGGUUGGGUGCAACCAUCCGGUGUCGAGCGGAGGGCUGCUCACGAUUCUAUCACUUUCCUUGUUCAGCCGCUAGUGGAUCAUUCCAGUCUAUGAAGCAUUUGGCCCUGCUUUGUCCGGAACACAUUGACAGGGCCGAGGAGAUAGCGGGAGAGGAGGCAAGGUGUGGUGUUUGCGACUCUGCAGGGGAGCUGUCAGGGUUGCUGUACUGUACAGGCUGUGGACAGCACUACCAUGAUGCCUGUCUGGAGAUCAGUGCUACUCCACUACAGCGGUCAGGCUGGCAGUGCCCAGAGUGCAAGGUCUGCCAGAACUGCAGGCAACCAGGUGAAGACUCCAAGAUGCUUGUGUGUGAUGCAUGUGACAAGGGCUACCACACAUUUUGUCUUCAGCCAGCUAUGGAUUCAGUGCCGCCAGAUUCCUGGAAGUGCAGGCGAUGUCGAGUGUGCAGUGACUGCGGGGUACGCAGUCUUACGCUACCCUGCUCGACACAGUGGUUUGAGAGCUACACUGUGUGUGAGAGCUGCCAGCGUCGCCGUACCUCUGUGUGUGGCGUAUGCAGCAAGGCCACUGAGCCUGCUGUCUGUCUGCAGCACCGCUGUAGCAACUGCCUCAGAUGGGUACAUAGUGAGUGUGCAGCUCUGUGUGGGUCUCCUGAAGAGAAAUGUAUCUGCAUACUUUGCAAAGAAUCACCAGCAGAGGUCACUGCAGAGCCUGAAGUACCACCAACAAAUACUGAUGAGGAAGUUCACAUGGAGGUGCCAAUGGAAAUAGGAACAGAGCCUGAAGUUGUGGGAGCCACAGAGGUGGAAGAAAGCAUUAUGGAAGAAGAACCAAAGUUGGAAGCAACUGAGGCCCUUGCAGAGCCUCAACAGGAAAGCAAAGUCUCUAUGGACUCAAGGACUUCCAUAGCUGAGAUAUCAGUAGGGAGUAGACCCCUAGAGGAGGAAGUCGAUUGUGUAGCUGCUGCUGGAGAUGAGGCAAGAGCAGAGGACGGUGAGACCCAGUUGGCUAAGGACAGUCCAGACAGUCCUGUCCCUGACACUAUGGCAGAAACCCAACUUAAUGUAGCAGAGACCCAGACGGAAGGACACACUGAGCCACAGGUGGGAGACAACCCUCUUCACCCGGAGGAGCAGAAGAGCAGCGGCGAAGACGGCACUACAGAGCUCUCGGAGCAAGCCUCACUUCCUCAUCCACCCUCUCCUCCUUUGGUCUCCGAGGAGGCAGAAGCAGAGGUGGGUAUCGAGCCUGAGGUGGUUGCUAUGGAUACAACGGAGGCUGGGUCUGAGGGCCAGAAAGAGGAAGCAUUAGAUAGGACUUUGUCUCCCACCUUUCAGGCUCAGUUACCCCAUUCCUCAGACAUGGAGGAUAGAGCUCACCAGUCAGAGGAUGAGGAGCAAGAGGAGGAGCAAGGAGUAGAAGAGGCCCUAGAAGAGUCACUUGACAAGGAGGACUGUCAGGGUGGUGAUGUCCAGGUGAAGCAGGAGAGUGAAGCCCAAUGUUCUGGCUCUAAACCAGAGCUGCUCUUGGACGAGACGUCUAACAUGAGUCACGGUGACGAGAGCAGCAGCGGUUUCCUCGGCUCACCGGCAGAAGCCGACUCCCAGAUGAUGUCCAUGGAGUUAGUGCCGACCAGCAGGGCGCGCUCUGACUCUCUUCUUACAGAAACUGAUGACUCUCUUCCUUUUGACCCACUCAAACCGGAUGGAGAGAAAGUGAAGCGUCGGGGCUCUCCAGGCCGCUCCAGAGUCAAACAAGGCCGGGGAAACGGUUUCCCAGGGAAACGGCGACCUCGUGGUGGUGGUAGUGGACGGGGCCGUGGGAGAUCACGUUUAAAAGCCAUGGCCUCCUGCAUCGAUGCCUUCUUACUAAGCAUGACAACAGACACUGGACUCAGCAAAGAGGAGGACGAGGAGGAAGACGACACCAUGCAGAAUACCGUGGUGCUCUUCUCCAACACUGAUAAAUUUGUCCUGUUGCAGGACAUGUGUGUAGUGUGUGGCAGCUUUGGACGCGGUGUGGAAGGUCAGCUGUUGGCUUGUGCUCAGUGUGCUCAGUGUUACCAUCCAUACUGUGUCAAUAGCAAGAUCACUAAGGUGAUGUUGAGGAAGGGGUGGCGCUGUCUGGAAUGUAUUGUUUGUGAAGUGUGUGGGAAGGCCUCGGACCCAUCCCGACUGCUGCUGUGUGACGACUGUGACGUCAGCUAUCACACCUACUGUUUAGACCCGCCCUUACACACCGUGCCCAAGGGAGGCUGGAAGUGCAAAUGGUGUGUUUGCUGCAUGCAGUGUGGAUCCAGGUCGCCAGGGUUUCACUGUGAGUGGCAGAAUAACUACACUCACUGUGGCCCAUGUGCCAGCCUGGUUACAUGUCCUGUAUGCCGUGAGAACUUCAUGGAGGAGGAGCUGCUUCUGCAGUGCCAGCACUGUGACAGAUGGGUCCAUGCUGUAUGUGAGAGUCUGUACACUGAGGAUGAGGUUGAACAGGCAUCUGACGAGGGCUUUGCUUGCACAGCUUGCACUCCAUAUGUCCCUAAACCUGUUGUGGAGUCUCCGAUGAUGGCAGUACUGAAAGUAAAAGAACCAGAGCCACAGUUUUACCGUUUGGAGGGUGUCUGGCUGACUGAGACAGGCAUGUCCCUGCUGCGUAGCAUUUCCAUGUCACCACUGCAUAAGCGCAAGCAGCGCCGUCCCCGCUUGGGCACAAUGUCUGGAGAUGGAGGCUCAGAGAGCCUGGAACUGAAAGAGGGUGAUGGAGAUGGAGAGGAGGGCAAAGGUUGUGCUGAGCCAAUGGAAUGUGAGCACAAACAGGAGGGCCCAGGGAGCCCAGAAAGAGAAGGGGGUGCAGGGAAGGAAGUAGGAGCAGAGGGAGGUGCAGAGGGCAUGGCAGACUCAGAGGGUCUGAAAGGAGGAGUUGAGGAAACGGAUGAGGGGAAGAAAAGAAAGAGAAAACCUUAUAGACCAGGGAUUGGAGGUUUUAUGGUUCGACAGAGGAAAUGCCAUACCCGUAUGAGGAAAGGCCAAAUUUCUGGUGAAGGUGCAGCUGAUGGAAAGAUGGAGACAAAACUUGAAGAAGGUCCCCACCCAGAUACGCCUCUGGAUGGACCACCUGAUGUGAAGCCAACAGAGGGGGAGGGGGAGCAGGCCAAAAAGCGUAGGGGCAGAAAGAAGAGCAAGUUGGAAGACAUGUUUCCUGCAUACCUACAGGAGGCUUUUUUUGGUAAAACUUUGCUGGACCUCAGUAAGAAGGCUGUCAUGGCCCCUCCAGCUCAGAGGCACACCCAGGGCCUCCUGAGACCCCCACUGACUGGACCAGGAGUCCGACCUGCAGUCUCAGAGCCAUCUGAGACGAAAGACAGGGUAACUGGAGCCCCCCUGCAGCUGAAACAAGAGGGUGGUGAUGUAUCUAAGCCUACGGUUGAAGGAGCAGUAGAGGCAGGAGGUAAUGGCCAGAUUUCUUCAGUCAAAGAUCAACAUUUGGCUGAAACACAAGGCUUUGAUGCACAGAAGAGCGAAGGUCUUCCACAGGGGAUAGAAAGUCAGGACUCCGAGCAGUUCUUCCGGAAAGUGCUUGGGGAUUCAGAGGGGUCCGCUUUGGGUGGGGCACUACAAGUUAGUGUGAGGCCUAUUCUUGAGGGCAGUACAGGAGAAUUGAACCGUAGUGGUCUGCCUCAGAGAAACCUUCUUCCAGGUGCUUCCUUAUCUGGCUCUUUACCUUCAGCUGGAGUAAUGGACUCUUUCCCAGGACUCUCACAGUCUCCAUUUUUUGACAUGCGGGAUCGAUCUGGUCUGUUCACCCCAGACCAGGGUGAGGAGAGCCCUUGGGCAACACCGUCAACUCCAGCCACCCCUUCUACUCCUCCAACACCCACUGAGCAAGAGGGUGAUGGCCUCUCGUACAACCAGCGCAGUCUUCAACGUUGGGAAAAGGAUGAGGAGCUGGGAGACUUGUCCACCAUCUCUCCUGUGCUCUAUGCUAAUAUCAACUUCCCCAGCCUAAAACAAGACUACCCAGAUUGGUCAAGUCGAUGCAAACAGAUAAUGAAGAUCUGGAGAAAAGUGUCAGCUACUGAUAAGGCCCCUUAUUUGCAAAAGGCCAAAGAUAACAGAGCUGCUCAAAGGAUCAACAAGGCACAGAAACAGGCAGAAAGUCAGGUUUGCAGGCCUGUGAAGACUGAGGGUAACCGUGUGAAAGGAGAACGUCCCAGUCUUCACCUUCAGAUUCCCCCACCCUCGGGUUCCCUCUCCACAUCAUCUCAACCUAGCUCUGCAGAGAGCCCCUUCCCUUUCCCCCCCGAUUCUGGUUCCUCAGUUUUUUUCCCUGAUGGGCCAAUGAAAACUCCUAGCUCUGCAGAUGCUCGAACUGACCCCUUUGCCAAGCUUCCUUCCCAGUCCCCACACCCUCACUCUCAUCCUUCCACCCCAUACUCACAGCCUUCCUCUAGCCCCCUGCAGGCCGCCUCCUCAGGUUAUCCAUUAACGGGCCCUCAGGGUGCUCCUGGACGGCCAACUAGCCUUGGUCCCGUUGACAUCCAGGCGGGGACCCCUGGAACACCCCGCAGGGCUCAGCAAGUUGACCCCUUUUUUAGACCUCAGCAAGGCCACCCGCCCCAGGCUCAGCCUGCCUCUCAGGACCUUUUAGGUCCACCUGAGAGUCCUCGCACCCGAGGCAGUGGGCCUGGAGACUCUCCCCUGUUCUCCCCACCACACACCACUCACUAUGGAGACCCCUUCCGUGGUCAGCAAGGGGUUGGCCGUCAAGAAUAUGCUUCAUCACCAUCGCCCUCUGCUUUAGCCUCCUCACCUGCUGGGGUUGGACAAUAUAGAGGAGAUAUGAGUGCCCCUUCUCCACGUUCCUCUGUUGGUCGACAGGAACUGGGCACUGGCUCCCCUGCCGGAAUGCUUGAUUCAGGAGAUGGGUUGUUCAAAGCUCCUCUGACUCCACGCAUGCACCAGGGGGACACUGGGAAUGCACCUGCUUUACUCCCUCCUGGUGCUUCCCCUAGUCAUCCCUCUGAGGGCUACCGGCAGUCUCCCUCUACCACAUUACCAGAUCCCUAUGCCCAGCCUCCUCUCACACCUCGACCACAGUCAGGCGACAGCUGCUCACCGUUGCCCCAGAGGCUUCCUGUACCUCAGCAAGAGUCUUACCCAAGAGUACCCUCAAGUCCCCAGUCACAGGGCAGUUCUCAAUCUCCUCUCACUCCAGGAGCUCUCUCAAAUGAUGCCCUUUCUGUGCAGUCACCAGCAACCCCACGUUUUCAGUCUCCUGACCCAUAUUCUCGACCACCUUCUAGACCUCAGUCCAGAGAUCCCUUUGCUGCUGUGCACAAACCAGCUCGUCCAGGCCCAGCAGUUCCGGAAGGUAACCCUACUUUCAGAGGUUCACCUCACCCUAGCCAGCAGCAAGCUAUCCUACCUGGUUCUCCCUCUGUUGGGGAUCCUCUCUCUGGAAAGCCCCCUGGACCACCAGGUUUUAAUCGUAGCCCUAGCAUGGGCGCACUUACAAUAAAUCAGCAGCAAGUGAUGACUCCUCCACAAGCUCAGGCUCAGCUCCAGCAGCCACAACCCCAGACACAGACCAUGGGAACAGAUUUCCACACCCGAAUGCCACCUCCUGUCGGUGCGCAGGACAGUGCUUCUGUAAGGCCACAAGAUACACAUGCACCACCAAUGCGUGGUACCCAGGAAAUACCAGACCUUUCUGCAGGUCAGGACCAAGCACUUGUUGGCCUGAGUCCAUCAGAGCUGGAAAAGCACAGACAGAAACAGAGACUGAGAGACUUUCUAAUGAAGCAGAAAUUGCAGCGAACCACACUUCGUCAAGAGAAGGAAACUUCAGCAGCUGGUGCAACUGGCAGUGUUGCCCCCAGUUGGCCUGGAGCGGAGAUCCCCUACCAGCAAGACAAAAGCCAACGAGCACCACCUCCUUACCCGCAGGACAGAGCUGCUGUUAGUGCCCAGGCCAUCCCAGGUAAGAUGCCUUUACCUGUAGGAGCAAUGGAUGACAAACUCUGCCGGCCACCACCACCAGGGACACCCGCGGUUAUUGACCCUGGUGCUCUAAGGCAAGCUGGACCUAAUACUCCCCAGGGUUUGUAUCCUCGUCCUCCAUUCCCUGCCCAGUGGCAAGGCCAGCCUGUUGCUGCACGGAGAUUUACUCAACCAAAUGCUCCCAUUAACAAUCCUCUCAACAUGCAAGGGAUGCAGGGCAUGCCUGGUCAUAUUGGAAUGGUACCAGGCCCUGGAGGUGAUACGAUGCAGCCCUGUGUGUCUGGUCCUCCACCCCAGUUCAUUGAACUAAGACAUAAUGCUCAAAGGAUGCCGCUGGGACCUCAGUUUUUGCAACGGGGCCCUCCACCUCGACCUCGUCCUUUCUUACCACAACAAGAAAUGACCCCUCCUUUUGUGCAGCAGCCCUUACCUGGUCACCUUAAUGCUCAGACAGAGGGUGUGCGUGAUCCCAGACAAGGAUUACAGCAGGGUGGAAUGGGCGUGUAUCUGCCUCAUCAGAAUGUUGCCCCUCCAACUCAGUCCCAGCUGCAGCCCCAGGUGCCUACUGCAACAUCAGGCACACCCAGCUCAAAUACACCUCAACUCCAAGUUCCACAAAGUAAUACAGCAGGAGAGCAGCAGACAGGCCCAGUAGACUCUGUUGACUUGCCAGAGCCUGAUCUCGAGGAUCAUUUUACUUCCAAAGGGCUUGGAGAUACAGGGGCUGAACCUGGAGUGGAGGAUGAGGAUGACCUAGCCACACUUGAUUUAGAUCCUGAUAAAGGGGACGAUGACCUGGGAAACCUUGAUAAUGACCCACAUUUGGAUGACCUACUCUACAGUGAUGAAUUUGAUUUGCUGGCAUACACUGACCCUGAGCUUGACCAGGGUGACCCUAAGGAUGUGUUUUCAGACCAGUUGAGGCUGGUGGAGGCAGAAGGUGAGGGUGCAGGAUCCUCUGGCGCUUCAGACAAAAAGUCAGAAGAGAAACCUAAAGUUGGUUCUGCAGGUCAGGAAUCUCACACAGCUGCUCCAAACUCUGCCACUCUGCCACAGACCGGGGGCCCGUCUUCCACAGUCCCUCAGCCAUCAUCUGCUGAGUCCUCAGAUGCCUCAGGACCAGCCUCUCUUAAGCUGGAAGAUAAAGGCUUGACACCUGAGGCUGUGGCAGGUCUGCAACAGCAGCCAACUCAGACUGUAGUGAAAGAAGAGACAAAGGUUCCCAUCCAAUCAGAAAACACCUCUGCUUCAUUGAGCACUGUUCGAUUAGGUGGGAUCUCCUUUCCUCUUCCUAGUCAAGCUGAUCCUCUGUCUUUUCCACCAGCCACACCUCAUCCUGAUCCUCUUGGUGAGGAUCCCCUCGGACUCCCAGGGGGUCAGCACUCCCCAGCUGUAGAUCUUGACAAAGUGGAGAGCACCUUGGAAGCAAGUGAACUGCCCUUAUUGAUUCAGGACCUCCUUGAGCAUGAAAAGAAAGAGCUUCAGCAACAGCAGCAGCAACAGCAGCAGCUUAGUGCCCUCCAUCAGGGUGGGAUGAGUAGUCACCUUCACAGUCACCCUAAUCAGCAGCAAGCCCCUCAGGUGGCAGACCAGAUUUUGCUUUCCCAGCAGCAUCGUCCCCCGCUCCAGGGACUUAUGGGUCAGCCAGGCAUGGUUCCAAGACCACCUCAUAUUCUACCACCCCAGCAGCAGCAGCGGCUGCUUGGUGCAGGUGUGCCUCCAGCUCAUUUGGCUAUGGGUCAACAACAAGGCAUAAUGCGAGUUGCACAACCAGGUGGCAUGCACCCAGUCCUUAAUCCACAGCAGCCACCUCCCCAGCAAAUGAUGAAACAGCCAAUGCUGGCAAGCAACUUCUUUCCUGAUAAAGAUCUUGAUAAGUUUGUGACAGAUGACUUGAUGGACCCAAUUGCUAAAGCAAAAAUGGUGGCACUGAAAGGAAUUAAAAGGGUGCUGGAGAAGGAUCCAAUGGGAGUCCCUCCUGGAAUUAAUAGGCAACAAGUGUCUCUCUUGGCCCAGAGGCUUGUCUCUGCCCCAGGAGGUGGGGACCCACAGGCUCAGGUUCCAUCUGGAUCAUCUAAGGAAGCAGAGGGUGGUGACCAGGCACAGCAAAGGCCGAAUCCUCCCCAGUUUGUUCAAGGGAUCAUCAAUGAUGCUGAACAGCAUCAAUAUGAAGAAUGGCUUUUGCACACACAGCAGCUGCUGCAGAUGCAGUUGAAAUUCCUUGAGGAGCAGAUUGGCGCACACCGCAAGUCCCGCAAAGCGCUAUGCGCAAAGCAACGAACUGCCAAGAAAGCAGGGCGUGAAUUUGCUGAGGCAGAUGCUGAAAAGCUCAAAUUGGUCACUGAGGAGCAGAGCAAGAUACAGAAGCAGUUGGACCAGGUGAGAAAGCAACAAAAGGAGCACACCAAUCUUAUAGCCGAGUACAGAAGCAAACAACAACAACAUCAGCAAGGCUCUUCUUUGCUAGCUCCUGGUCCCUCUGCUCAGGGGCCCCGUCUGCUUUCCAAAAUGCCUGGGCAGAUGAUGAUGGGUCAACAAGGAGCACACCUAAUGGGUCAACCAGCGGGAUGCAUACCACAAGGAGGCAUGCCAGUUAGAAUGCAGCAUCCUUUUGCUGGUGCCCAGCCUUCUCACCCUGGAGCACUUGGAUCUGGAGCUGUCCCACCUGGUCCACCUGGAGGGUUCUUCCCACCGGGAACCACAGCACAGGGGCCAGAUGCUAGACUUAUAACAGAUAGACAGCUCCAGUAUAGGAUGCAGAUGGUUCAGAAACUACAGCAGCAGCAGCAGCAGCAACAGUUUAUUAUGGGACAGCAGCAAAUGCAACAUCAGACGCAGCAGCCUGGUGUUUUAGGUCAGCAGCCAGGGGCCAUGGUUGGGCAGCCACCCCAAGGUAUGAUGGGAAACCCCUUAGUGCCACAGCAACAACCAAAUCUACAAGGACUAAUAAGUAAUCAGCAGAAUCAACAAGACCUAAUGCAGCCCCCUCAAGGGAUGAUUGGAAACCAGUCUGCGACCCCGACACAACAGAAUCUUAUGGGAAGUCAGUCAAACCCUCAAACACAAAACAUAAUGCCAGGCCAGCAGAGCAUGGUUGGAAAUCAGCAGAUUGUGCAGCAAAUGCAGAGACCCCAGGUUUUAAUGGGCCAACAAGGGCCUGUUGGACCCCAGCAUGGCCUCAGAGGGCUGCAGACUCAGCUAACUCCUCAACAGCAGAGUGUCUUAGCCCAACGUAUGCUUGUGUCACAGCAACAACAAAAUGCUGCGAAGAAUCUUGCACAGCUCCAACAACAGCAGGUUUCACAACAGAGUCAACCAGCACAAAUGGGUCCUGCAGAGACGCAAGGAGGCCUGGGGACUCCUCCAUCAGGGAUCAACAGGGAUUCCUCUCAAGCUCAAGGAGGCACUGAGAAUUUGCAGCAAGUUGUACCAGGCCUUCCCCAAGAUGUUCAAACACCUGUUCCUAAAGAAGGUGGACUCCUUAGCCCAAAAACACCACCUCAGCAGGUUGGACCCCCUACCCCAAUCCAGAUGCAGCAGCAAGGAGCUGGUGGAGACCAGCAAGGAACAGUGGGACAGCAGCAGACACACAUGGCUCAACAGCAACCACAAACACCACAGCAACAACCGGUUCAAAGUGCUGCUUCAUCAGGACUUCAACAGCAUGGUUAUUUAAGCAACCAGCAAGCUAAUGCACUUCAAAUGCAACAGCAGCAGCAGCAGCAGUUGCAACUCUCUCUUCAGAGACAAAACUCCCUCAAUGCCGAAAAGAGUGGUUUAGCUCAAGUGAAACAAGAAGGGCAACAAAUGUGUUUUAUGGCACAGCAGUCACAGCCUGGAGGUCAGAAUGGGAUUGGACAGUUGCAGAACAAGAUGGGACAGACUCACACUGGUCAGAUUCAGCCAGCAAUUACAGCCCAUCCAAAUCAACAACAACAAUCCAUACUGGCCCAGCAGCAGAAACAAACCAUGAUGGGUCAGAUGGACAUGAUUAGAGGUCCACAGGCAAUGAUAUCUCAGAGGCCAGGUGCUCCUACUGGACAAAUUCGAACCCCCAUCAACAUUCAGGCAUUCAUUGCACAGAACCCUCAGCUGCGUCACCUCACCCCUAAUCAGCAGAUUCAGCAUAUCCAUGCUAUGAUUGCUCAGCGGCAGCUUCAGCAAGGUCAGAUGCUUAGGAUGCAGGGUCAGACUCAGGGCUCACAGGGGCAGCUGGUUGGGCCACGUAUGACCGGACUUGAGGCACAACAGCAGCUCCCUUAUGGACAAGGUCCAGUUGGUCCUCCACAGCAGCAAGGAGUAAGAGGACAACCUGGUCUGGUGCCUCAGUUUCAGCAGGGUGUAAUUGGAUCAUUACAGCCACAGCAGCCACUACAAGGUUCGUCUCCACAAUAUAAUGUCUCUGUUCAGCAACAGCAAGUGAUGCAGCAGCAGGCUCAACAGCAGCAGCUGAUGAGAGGCCAGAUGCCUCCAAGUCGACCAUUGAUGGGUCAGGCUCAAGCAGCACCUCAAGGUCGCAUGGUUAGACCCAUGUCUCCUCGUCAAACUUUGGGCCAGGGUUCUCCUGGGAGCCCUCUUUCCGGUCAGCAAAGACAGCUGGUUGGUAUGCAUCAAACUCCUCUGGUUCAAAGCCAGCAACAUCACCAUCUUCAGCAACAACAGCCUCAUGGAGCAAGUCCUUUCCAGGCUUCUCCUGCUCAUACAAACUCACCUGGUAGCUCUUCUGUCCAGACACAGGAAGCUGUCUCAAGCCCUGCCGCUUUAAGUAAACCUGACCCAGGCACCCCAUCUGUUUCUACUCCUAUUUUAUCGCCGUCAUCAAAAUUUGAUAACUUUGCUGGCAAAAGCAGCCCAAGUAGUCAUGCAGGAGCACCAGCAGCUUCACCAUUGAGAUCUCCAGCAGCUAAGACUCCCCUAGAUCAGUCAGGUCUUAAGUCUGAGUUACAGGGCUCUGGUAGUGAAACAGUGCAGUCAAACCUUCCUCCACCCAAUGGACCAUCUGGUCACUUGGGGAAUGUCCAGCCACCAUCAGUCUUACGGCCAGCAUCAGGAUCCAAUGAGGAAGAAAUGUGUAAGGUGUCAUUGCAGAACAUUAAGCAAGAACCACGCGAGGUACAGUGUGGCUCAGAGGGAGUUGGAGAAGCUCUUAGAGCAGUGAAGCGUGAGGUGACAGGUGAACCAGUCAGCACAAGCAAUCCCAGCUGUUUUGUCAAUGCCAUGCCUGGCUCUGGGAUUCCAACAGGAGAAACAGGGUCCCAAAUCUCUAGAGCUGAGACAGGCCAACAGUUACUGCAGAAAUUACUUCGAACUAAGAACUUACAGCUUGCAUCCCAGAAGCCCUCUGAUGGGAUACACAGUGAGAUAAACGGUCAUAUUAACAGCAAACUUGCAAUGCUGGAGCAGAAACUCCAGGAGACGCCACGGAACAUGGAGGAUUUACAGUCCAUCACAAAGAAACCUCCUGUAGUGAAAGCCAAGCGCACCACUAAGGCUGGGGAACGUGCUCCAAACUCGAGAAAGAAGACUAAAAAAGAGGAGGUUGGAAAAACCACAGAGGCCCUAAUGAAGCAACUGAAGCAGGGUCUUUCUCGUCUUCCUUUGAUGGAACCAUCCAUUACUGCUAGCCUGGAUUUGUUUGCUCCUUUUGGGAGUAGCCCAGCCAAUGGAAAGACUCAGUUGAAGGGCUCUUUUGGAAAUGCUGUACUUGACAAUAUUCCAGACUACUACUCCCAGCUCCUCACUAAGAAUAAUCUCAGCAAUCCACCAACACCUCCCUCGUCACUUCCCCCCACUCCGCCGCCUUCAGUCCAGCACAAACUGCUGAAUGGUGUGACUGCAAUUGAGGAGUUGUCAGAGGGCCAAAAAGAGACUGAGGGCUCAGAAGACACAAUGGACUCUGUUGCUGAGGAUGUAAAGAGCGUAGACAUCCUGGCAGCACUCCCCACUCCACCACACAACCAGAAUGAAGACAUUAGGAUGGAGAGUGACGAUGAUAGUGAAGCUCCUGACAGCAUAGUACCUGCAUCUUCUCCUGAGAGUCAGCUAGGAGAUGACACACUGCGCUUCCCUCUCCUACUGGAGCCUAAAGAGGAAGAGGAUGAGCGGGCCAUCUCCCCUGUCAUACCCAUCAUCCCUCGUUCUGCCAUUCCAGUUUUCCCAGAGACUAAACCCUUUGAAGCAGCAGAAGGGAAAGUGGUUGCCACGGCCAACCCCUGGGACAAAGCCAAAAGCAAUGACGUGUCUGUUACUCUGACACUCUCUGCAGCUGCAGCCAAGAAUCUGAACAGUGUCAUGGUGGCUGUUGCUCAACUCCUGCAUGUGAGAAUGCCGGGCGCCUAUGAGGUUACUUUCCCCCAGAGUCCUGGUGGAGUAGGCAGCGUUGGGCCUGGUAAAGCACCUGAUUCCACCAGUCCAGGAGCCAUUUGUGUUAAGACGGAUGGAUCUGCAAGGCAGGAUGCAGAAUGGCUGAAACAGUUUGAUGUUUCUUUGCCAGGCUGUACUCUUAAGAAGCAGGUAGACAUCCUGUCUCUGAUCAAACAGAAGAGCCCAGAGGUAGAGGAUAAGCCUCCCCAGCACUGUUAUUUGACCAACGUGUCGGAUCUGGAUGUGCGCCAUCUUCCCAUUAUCCCUGUGGAGGCAUCCCCUCCCCAGUCUCCCUCACCUCCUCCCCCUCCACCUGAACCAGAGACAUCCAUCGAACUGGAGCCCUCUAUCCAGACCAUUGACCAACCAAAAGAUGUUCCAGGUGACCCACCAUCGGAAACUCCCACCAGUCCACCAUUGGAGGCUCCCACUGAACCAUUGUCAGAGGUUCCCACCGAUCCACCGUCAGAAAUGCCUGUAGAGCCAGUAACAGUCCUUUCCACAGAUCCUCCAACGGAAGUUCAACCAGACAAACUGAAAGACAUUGCAGCUCCCUACACUUCCCCUGUUUUUCAGCACUCUCCUGCUCUAGAAAUCUCUCCCAAGCCCAUUAAGCAGCGUAGCAGGCCUUUCUCUGGGGAUGAUGAGGUGCGGCCCAAGGAAAAGAAGUGGAAAGGUUUACGCUGGAAACGCCUACAGCUGGUCAUAACCAUUCGCAAGGGUAAUUCCAAGAAGGAGAACAGCAGGGAGGUCUCUGAACUCAUGGAGCGCCUGCGCAUCACACUGCGGCCUGAUAAGCUUCCUCGGGACAAGCGCAAGUGCUGCUUUUGUCAUGAAGAGGGUGAUGGGGCCACAGAUGGCCCAGCACGCCUGCUGAACAUCGACGUUGAUCUCUGGGUGCAUCUCAACUGUGCUCUGUGGUCCACUGAGGUAUACGAGACCCAAGGUGGAGCUCUUAUUAAUGUGGAGGUAGCUCUUCGACGAGGAUUGCGCACCCGCUGUGCCUACUGCCAGAAGACCGGUGCCACCAACAGCUGCAACCGGCUGCGGUGCCCCAAUGUCUACCAUUUUGCCUGCGCCAUUCGGGCACGCUGCAUGUUCUUCAAGGACAAGACUAUGCUCUGCACCCAACACAAACUGAAAGGUCCGAGUGAGGAGGAGUUGAGUAGCUUCGCUGUCUUCCGCCGCGUCUACAUCGAACGCGAUGAGGUCAAGCAAAUUGCCAGCAUACUCCAGCGUGGUGACCGCAUUCAUAUGUUUCGCGUUGGUGGACUCAUUUUCCAUGCUGUGGGCCAGCUCCUGCCUUCUCAGAUGGCUGCCUUCCACUCACCCACUGCCAUCUACCCCGUGGGCUAUGAGGCCACACGCAUCUACUGGAGCACCCGUGUGCCAAACCGCCGUUGCCGCUACCGUUGUCGCAUCAGUGAGCAGGAUGGCAAGCCACUGUUUGAAGUACGUGUGCUGGAACAGGGUCAGGAGGACCUUCAUUACAGAGACAGCACCCCAGAUGGCAUCUGGGGCAAGGUGGUGCAACAGGUUGCCAAACUGCGUGAGGAAUCAGCUAUGCUGAAGCUCUUUACUGAGCAUGUGAAGGGGGAGGAGAUGUAUGGACUGACUCUCCACGCUGUGUUGCGCAUCACUGAGUCGCUUCCUGGAGUUGAGAACUGCCAAAACUACGUGUUUAGAUAUGGCCGUCACCCUCUUAUGGAGCUGCCUCUCAUGAUUAAUCCUACUGGCUGUGCACGAUCAGAACCCAAAAUACUUACACACUGUAAAAGACCUCAUACUUUGAACAGCACAAGCAUGUCCAAAGCCUACCAGAGCACUUUUACAGGUGAGAUCAACACCCCCUACAGUAAGCAGUUUGUCCACUCCAAAUCUUCCCAGUACCGGCGUUUGAAAACCGAGUGGAAGAACAAUGUUUACCUGGCCCGGUCCCGGAUCCAGGGACUGGGUCUGUAUGCUGCAAAAGACCUGGAGAAACACACCAUGGUCAUCGAGUACAUUGGCACCAUUAUUCGCAACGAAGUGGCAAACCGCCGGGAGAAGAUCUAUGAGGAGCAGAAUCGUGGGAUUUACAUGUUCCGCAUCAAUAACGAACACGUCAUAGAUGCCACUCUGACUGGUGGUCCGGCCCGCUACGUCAAUCAUUCAUGUGCUCCCAACUGUGUUGCGGAAGUUGUGACUUUUGACAAAGAGGACAAGAUCAUCAUCAUUUCUAGUCGCAGAAUACCUAAGGGCGAGGAGCUGACCUAUGAUUAUCAGUUUGACUUCGAGGAUGAUCAGCACAAGAUCCCCUGCCACUGUGGAGCCUGGAAUUGCCGAAAGUGGAUGAACUAAAGGGGGGAUGGGAGAGAGAGAGCAAACAAAAAAAACCCACUCUUCUCCCUGGUACCAGAACACUCCUGCGCCAAAGCCUGUUAAAAAUCCUACUACCCAGUUCAUAAGCUGUCCUGAAACGAGAGGAGGAAAAGAAGUUUACUUUUUAACUCAAUGAAAGACAAGACUUCGAAUUCACAUCAGGAGCCAAAGCGUUGACGUGAGUAAACUUUUUGAAACUACCACCGCUUCGUAAGACCUCACAGGUGGUGGACAUGCUUGAAUUUUUUUUUUUUUUCCUUUGUGGAUAAAACUCUCCUCUGCCAAAAGCACCUCUACUUGUUCUACUGCUCUCCCUCAAUAAGCUGACUCUGGCUGGAAUCAAUCUUCUCUACAUCUACCAAAACGUCUGAAAUCUAUAUCAUAUCAAUUCGC
Molecule: messenger RNA, 15714 nt
Organism: Chanos chanos (milkfish)
Lineage: Eukaryota; Metazoa; Chordata; Actinopteri; Gonorynchiformes; Chanidae
Gene: kmt2d
Product: lysine (K)-specific methyltransferase 2D
Exons: 57
Coding region: 109-15300 (5063 amino acids)
Cellular component (GO): nucleus
Molecular function (GO): protein binding
Source: RefSeq, a predicted model, not a curated record